AUGAUGUUAUUACUAUCAAACAAGACAGCGCCUCGAGAACCAUCUUCGGCGGUGCAGCCGCUCGUACUGAUGAAAAAGACAACGCUUAUGCCGUCGCUGACAUCUUUCACGAAGUGCUUUUUGUCAAAGGCAUUUCCGUCACCGCGUAUAAAGCUGUGGGGUGCCCAAAGCAGUCCAACAGGUGUGGAUGAUCCCAUUGCAAUGAAUGUCGACGAUCUUGACAGUGAAGAUGCACGAGGCGACAUUUGCGAGAUCGUUGUUGUGGCGAUUCAGAAAGUCAUAAACUUGAGCGCCGGCUUGGCCAGUGAGAACGACCGCGUUAGCACAGUAAUGGCCUCCGGCAGGUUACAGAAGUCAUCGAUCUGGGGCUCAACCAAGUGGCAACAUGGGCAGUUACAGUUGCCGCACCACAUGGUCUGCUCUGUUCGCAGAGGUACGACAACAAAAGUAUCUACUCAGGCCGACCGAAGCGACAAUGAGUUUAUAUUCGACGAGAAGUUUAUCUUUGAGCGACGAGAAAAGGACGAACAAUAUCAUGAGGUGAGCAUCCAAGUGUUAAGCGUCGGGCCUGGAUUUAGCAAGAAGCACUGCCUUGGGCAAGUGACGGUGGACUUGGAUGCUGCAUUUACCACGGUGACAACCGAACCCAUCUACAGACAUAGCGCUUUGCAAACGGAUGACAGCUCGAAAUCAGGCAUGGAGAUUUACUAUGUACUUCACCGUCUGGUAGUAAAGAAUGCAAAAGCUGCUGCUGCGUCACGUAUACUUACCCGAUCGAGUACAAGUCUGAACGAUGAUGAUGACAUGGACGCUUAUGGGCAAAUCUUUCCCAAUUUAUGGUAUCUUUGCUAA
Messenger RNA from Peronospora belbahrii, 852 nucleotides. NCBI's taxonomy places the organism in Eukaryota, Oomycota, Peronosporomycetes, Peronosporales, Peronosporaceae. The record is from the annotation of a GenBank genome assembly.